Messenger RNA from Physcomitrium patens, 1802 nucleotides. Lineage: Eukaryota; Viridiplantae; Streptophyta; Bryopsida; Funariales; Funariaceae. The record is from RefSeq and is a predicted model, not a curated record.
UGGAUGAUCGCGAGCUUGCGGCUCUUGGAUUGUUUGGCUUCGGACCCAGCUAGCGAGACCGAUCGCAGUCGUUUUUAUUUUUUCCGUUGUUCAACUUUUUGGGGGUGUGCAGUGUUUGGUUCCAGUCGUCGUCGGGGGUGUCUUGUGUGUGAUAUUGGUCGGGGUUGAUUGUGUCGGAGAGAAGGGUGUUGGUGAAGGGAUUGGAUUCCUGCUUGUGAAUCGCUUCUUUUUUCUGAGGUUUGCGCAGCUUGAUGCAAUACUUGUUCUCGCCUUUGGAUCGCUUUUGUAAUUGGGUUAGUGUUUUGGAGCCUCUUCGCUGGCUUAGCUGCCAAUACUUACAUUAACUAGAUCCCUUCUCUAUGAGACUCAAAAAGCUUCCCUAAAGCAAUAUCUUCAUUAAACCUUCCUGUACACUGCAUGCUAUAUAUAUAUAUAUAUAUAUAUAUAUGUGUAUUUGUAUUUUACUCUCACUGCGUUGUUGAAUCCUCUUUAGCUGAUAAGCAGUGAAGCACCGAAAUUAGGAUCACCUUUAGCAAUAGGUUGGAUUCGAGAACAUGUGGCGUUACGGAGUACGGGAAUACUUUUAGUAUCGUUUCUACCUUUUCAGGAGGACAUUUGUGGAAUAUUUGUUUUUUUUUUUUUUUGUCUUUUUUUUGGUUUUUUGUUUUUUGUUUUUUGUUUUAUCGAGCUUUCUUAUCUGCAAACGUAUCCUUUGAAUCAAUUGACUUACCUCGAUCCAAGGCUGAUCUAUACCUUUUUUAAUUUUGCUUUUAGUUUUUAAUUUUUGCUGAUGGUGGUUGUUAAAACAAUCGAGGUUUGCCGAGAGAAACAAUUUCUCUGAGCAGUGGCACUUCAUACCAGUUAGCAAACAGGAUCUAGAGAUUGCAGUUUGAGUCGCAACCCAAAUUGCCUGAAUAGAUGUCAACCUUGAUCACCGCUCAUACAUCACGUUGCUGACCAAGGAUGGUGAGAGACGAUUCGCCAAGGUUCAGCAAGCCGGACCGUAGUGAGGAUUCUGUCAGUCCUGAGGAGAAAGAAGAGCAUGAACGCAAGGUGCGAGCCUUUUUGGAGGCAAAUACGCCCAAACGAAAGCUGAAACCUGCGCGUAGUGAUGCUGAUGACUUGGCGUCUAAUGGUCAUGACGGAGGCGACGACACCACCCAAUUCGACCCACCUGAGCGGGUGAAGUAUCUUCAACUUGUCGCUAAUGGUGUCCCUUUGGAAACAACGGGCUCUGGGGAAGUGAUGGAAGACUUCACUGAAAGUGAGUACUACAAGCACAUGACUUCCAUUGACAAGGAGCAUUACACGACUGGCAGCGGCUUCAUCCAAGUUGAAAAAACUUCUCAAAGCUUCCACCUUUACAUGAAGAAUCCAAGAUCUCGUAGCUUUCGGGAGCGCUACCGUUGUAACCCUGGACGAUUAGAUGAUUGGGGUAUCACAUCCCCUACCAGUACGUCUGCAUCCAAUGCCAAGGAACCAUAGUGGAACGAUUCAGAGUAGUGAACAUAACGUAGAUAUGUUGUGGCACAACAUGAGACAGCUUGUUAUUGGAACUUGUGUGCAACUGUAGUGGGUCGGUGCAGUGUAGCUCCUGCUGUGUAGUGUUGUUACCUACUCUCGAGGAGCUGAAAGCUUGAACUAUGAUCAGCUUUGAAAUGACACAAUUGAGCGUGCAGAUGGACUACUCGAAGCUAGAAUACGGUGGUAGUAAGUGUACAAUUAAUAUAUCUUCCUACUCCGAGUGCCUUAUGGACUGAGAAGUGCGUUAACAUACAGAUCACAUGACAGCGUUCACUGCA